UUUUCCACAGAGAAAAGAACAGCGUUAUUUUACCUCAGCCAUUUCCCGACAAAUCUGGUCUACUGACCUUUGAUUGGUCGGCACGAUCCCGCCUACUGUGAUGUGAUUGGCUAGAACGUCGUACUCGUGAUAAAUUGGCCAAUCCUGGCGCAGAAAGCCAUGGUGAAAGAUGCGAAUAAACCAAAAGGUCGGACUUCAGCCUACGCGUUCUUCGUUCUGUCGUGUCGUGAGGAACACAAGAAGAAGAGCCCAGGAACCACAGUGAACUUCGCCAAGUUCUCCAAGACCUGCUCUGAGCGAUGGAAGACUCUAGCUGCUACUGAGAAGAAGAAGUUUGAAGACCAGGCGAAGGCCGAUAAAGAUCGAUACGAUCAGGAGAUGAAGAAUUACAUUCCCCCCAAAGGCAUGGUAAGGAAGAAGAAGAAGAAGAAGGACCCCAAUGCUCCCAAACGUCCCCCGUCAGCGUUCUUCGUCUUUUGCUCAGAGCACAGGCCGACCGUGAAGGGCGAGUACCCCGGCCUGUCCAUUGGUGAUAUCGCCAAGAAGCUGGCUGCCAUGUGGGCCAAACAGAGUCCUAAAGACCGCACGCCCUACGAACAGAAGGCAGCUGCUCUGCGCCAAAAAUACGAGAAGGACAUUGCUGAAUAUCGUGCAAAGGGUGGUGCCGGGGGCGGAGCUCCCAAACGGGGGCCAGGCCGACCUGCAGGCUCCACAAAGAAAGCUAUGGUCAAGGCUGAUGAUGAAGACGACGAAGACGAGGAUGAAGACGACGAAGACGAGGAGGAUGAUGAGGAUGACGAGUAGAGUGUUUGUGUGUAUGCAACAGCUGCUACGUCUAUGCAGGCUCACUUCACUGGGGGUUGGGUGUUUUUGUGUGUGUGUGUGUGUGUGUGUGUGUGUGUGUGAUGGGGUGUGUUAGUGUUAGUGAGAGACCAGCCUAAGCAAUAAGUCACAGAGAUUGUGAUGUGUUUAUUUUUGUAUGGGUUUGUGUUUCAGCCGUGUGUAGAGUCCAGUUUUAUAAUAAACUCACACUCUUAUCUACA
Messenger RNA from Tachysurus vachellii, 1043 nucleotides. RefSeq names its product high mobility group box 2b (gene hmgb2b). Gene Ontology annotation, molecular function: DNA binding, bending. The record is from RefSeq and is a predicted model, not a curated record. Lineage: Eukaryota; Metazoa; Chordata; Actinopteri; Siluriformes; Bagridae. The coding region runs from base 160 to 804 and encodes 214 amino acids. The transcript has 5 exons. Gene Ontology annotation, biological process: regulation of transcription by RNA polymerase II.